CCUCCCUCUGUCAUAGUAAUACUUUAAAUCACGACGCACCUUUUUCACACGCAUCAUUGUAUACGGUCUGUGGGCUGAUGUAAACAUCACAGUGGAUUGUGGAGGCUGGAUUUAACAUUAACUGACACUAACAAUGGCAAUAAUACUCAGAUUAUUUCCUUGGUCGACGUGCAUCGCUUUCAUUUUAUUGUUCAUGCGCAAAAGUAAUGGGGAUUUGAGCUACUCCAUACCAGAGGAGAUGAAACAAGGAUCGGUAAUCGGAAAUAUUGCGAAGGAUCUCGGUCUUAAAACCGAUGGGCUAUUAUCACGAAAAGCUCGGUUAGACACGGAAGAAUAUGGAAAUCGUUUUUGUGAGAUCAACCCGCAAAAAGGGGAAUUUAUUGUGGCGGAGAGAAUCGACCGAGAGGAAUUGUGUGGUUCAAAAGCAUCCUGUGUCUUGAAAUACGACCUAGUUUUAGAAAACCCGCUAGAGCUGCAUCGCAUAUCAGUGAAAAUAGAGGAUAUAAAUGACAACUCACCUCGAUUUCCUAAUGAACUAAUAAAACUUGAAAUUGGCGAAUCUGUGGGCACAGGAACACGUUUCCCCCUGGAGGAGGCGCAUGAUGCGGAUGACGGUCAAAACGGUAUUCAGAAUUAUUCACUUGAGAAAAACGAACACUUUUCUUUAUCAGUUCACUCGAAUGCUGAUGGAGGAAAAUAUAGCGAACUGAUACUGCAAAAAGAACUAGAUCGUGAACAAAAGAAGGAUAUGGAUUUGGUUCUUACUGCAGUGGAUGGUGGAACUCCACGGAGAUCCGGGACUGCUGUAAUUCAUGUCAUUGUCCUAGAUGCAAAUGAUAAUGUGCCUGUAUUUACUCAGCCUGUUUAUAAAGCCAGCAUUUUAGAAAACUCGCAUUUAAAUACAAUUGUAAUCAAAGUAAGCGCUGUAGAUGCUGACGAAGGUGUGAAUGGGGAUGUCAUGUAUGAAUUUAGCCAAAUUUCAGACAAGGCUUCCAGCCUUUUUUCUAUAGAUAAGACCAGUGGGGAAAUUAAAGUGAUUGGACCGAUAGAUUUCGAAGAUAAAAACAGUUAUGAGAUACGUAUUCAGGCCAAGGAUGGUUCUGGCUUGGCUUCUAAUACAAAAGUUGAAAUCGAUAUAAUCGAUCUUAAUGACAACACUCCUAUUAUACAUUUGAAAUCUAAUGAUAAUCAGAUCCCUGAAAAUGUGGAACCUGGCAAUGAAGUGGCUAUUAUAAAUGUUCAGGAUAAAGACACGGGGGAUAACAAGAAGGUUUAUUGUACUAUUCAAGAAAAUGUCCCUUUUAAGCUAAAUCCGUCUAUUAAAAAUUAUUACUCGAUCGUCACAACGGGCCCUCUGGAUCGCGAACUUAACAGCUAUUAUAACAUAACUCUUGUGGCUACUGAUGGGGGAACCCCACCGUUAUCCUCCUCCAAAAUAAUACACUUAUCAGUUUCUGAUAUCAAUGACAAUGCCCCUGUAUUUGAGCAGCAGUCCUACAGUGCAUACAUAAGUGAAAAUAACAAAGCAGGCACCUCUGUUUGUUCUGUCAGUGCAAAUGACCCAGACUGGAGACAGAACGGGACUGUACUGUACUCUCUGGUACCCAGUGAAGUCAAUGGGGUCCCAGUGUCCUCAUUUCUAUCUGUUAAUGGAGAUACAGGGGUGAUUCAUGCUGUAAGAUCAUUUGACUAUGAGCAGUUCAGAAACUUCAGUGUCAAAGUUGUUGCCAGAGACAAUGGUUCUCCUCCGCUCAGCAGUAUCGUGACAGUAAAAGUCUUCAUAACAGAUGAGAAUGAUAACUCUCCACAGAUAUUAUACCCUGUUCCAGAUGGCAAGUCUUUAAUGACUGAAAUGGUCCCUAAAGCGACUCUCUCAGGCUCUCUGGUCUCCAAGGUGAUCGCUGUAGAUGCUGACUCUGGACAGAACGCAUGGCUGUCCUAUCAGAUCUUGAAAUCUACUGAUCCGGGACUUUUCACCAUUGGUCUCCAUAGUGGAGAGAUCAAAACACAACGAGACAUUUCUGAAUCUGACAAUAUGAAGCAGAAUCUUGUUAUUUCAGUGAAGGAUAACGGGCAGCCCUCUCUGUCUACAACCUGUGCUGUGAAUUUACUGAUUUCUGACAACCUUUCUGAAGUUCCUGAACUUAAAGAUAUGACUUAUGAGGACAACAACUCUAAACUGACGUCAUACUUGAUCAUUGCAUUAGUUUCUGUGUGCACCUUCUUCCUGACCUUCAUCAUACUGAUCUUGGCAGUGAAGUUUUGUCACAGGAGAAAGCCCAGACUGUUGUUUGAUGGAGCGGUUGCUGUUCCCAGCGCCUAUCUGCCUCCCAACUAUGCAGAGGUGGAUGGAGCAGGAACUCUCCGCAGCUCCUACAAUUAUGACGCGUAUCUAACCACAGGCUCGCGCACAAGUGACUUUAAAUUUGUGAGAUCGUAUAAUGAAAACACGCUUCCUGCUGGUGGGACUCUGAGAAAGGAAGACAAUAUUCAGUUUGGUUCGAGCAUGAUAACAUUAGAUGUUACAGGAAAUGAAGAUGAGGUAAGAGAGGCUUCACUCCUCUGGACUCCUUUUUAUGUUUGCAUUUCUUGUCUCCGCUAAUUAUACAUUUCAAAUGAUAUUAGCUUUAAUAAUAAUACGUAAUUAAGGCGGUUCCAGUUUAAACAACGUACUUAGCGUUAAUUUAUUAGAAGCUCACGCUAUUAAAAGUACUAUCAUUCUUC
Ctenopharyngodon idella (grass carp) is the source of this 2724-nucleotide messenger RNA. Its product is annotated as putative protocadherin beta-18. Lineage: Eukaryota; Metazoa; Chordata; Actinopteri; Cypriniformes; Xenocyprididae. Gene Ontology annotation, molecular function: calcium ion binding. Gene Ontology annotation, biological process: homophilic cell-cell adhesion. Gene Ontology annotation, cellular component: plasma membrane. Bases 134 to 2602 code for a protein of 822 amino acids. The transcript has a single exon. The record is from RefSeq and is a predicted model, not a curated record.